Messenger RNA from Varanus komodoensis (Komodo dragon), 3533 nucleotides. It is a transcript of the gene PCSK6, whose product is annotated as proprotein convertase subtilisin/kexin type 6. Gene Ontology annotation, biological process: peptide hormone processing. Gene Ontology annotation, cellular component: membrane; cell surface. The transcript is spliced from 20 exons. The record is from RefSeq and is a predicted model, not a curated record. The coding region runs from base 16 to 2496 and encodes 826 amino acids. Gene Ontology annotation, molecular function: serine-type endopeptidase activity. Lineage: Eukaryota; Metazoa; Chordata; Lepidosauria; Squamata; Varanidae.
CACAACUUCCUCAGAAUGGAUCCAAAGGUAAGAUGGCUGCAGCAACAGGAAGUAAAACGAAGAGUCAAAAGACGUGUUCGACGUGACCACCAGUUUGUUUCCUUCAAUGACCCUCUCUGGCCUGAAAUGUGGUACAUGCACUGUGAAGACAAUGACAGUGAAUGCCGGUCAGAAAUGAAUGUUCUGGCAGCCUGGCAGAGGGGAUACACUGGCAAAGAUGUAGUAAUAACCAUCCUCGAUGAUGGCAUAGAAAAGCAUCACCCAGACCUGGCACAAAAUUAUGACCCUAGUGCAAGCUAUGAUGUCAAUGGAAAUGAUGAAGAUCCUACUCCGCGUUAUGAUGCCACCAAUGAAAACAAGCAUGGCACCCGUUGUGCUGGAGAAGUGGCAGCAUCAGCAAACAACUCUAACUGCAUUGUGGGAAUUGCUUACAAUGCAAGGAUUGGAGGCAUCCGUAUGUUGGAUGGCGAUGUGACAGAUGUCGUGGAAGCAAAGGCAAUAGGCACCAGGCCAGAAUACAUUCACAUCUACAGUGCAAGCUGGGGCCCAGAUGACGACGGCCGAACGGUGGAUGGGCCCGGCCCCUUGGCCAAGCAAGCAUUUGAACAAGGCAUUAAAAAGGGCCGCCGAGGACGGGGCUCCAUCUUUGUCUGGGCCUCUGGCAAUGGUGGCAGAGAAGGGGACCACUGCUCCUGCGACGGGUACACCAACAGCAUCUACACAGUCUCCGUCAGUAGCACCACCGAGAACGGGAACAAGCCAUGGUACCUGGAAGAGUGCGCCUCCACCCUCGCCACCACCUACAGCAGCGGGGCGUUCUACGAGCGUCAGAUUGUUACUACAGAUCUGCGGAAGCGUUGCACAGAUGGCCACACCGGGACCUCUGUCUCGGCCCCCAUGGUGGCAGGGAUCAUUGCUCUGGCACUGGAGGCCAACCCUUUGCUGACCUGGCGAGAUGUACAGCAUCUACUGGUUAAAACUUCUCGACCAGUGCACCUCUUGGCCCCUGACUGGAAAACAAAUGGAGCUGGACGUCGAGUUAGCCAUUUGUACGGAUUUGGGCUGGUCGAUGCAGAAGCUCUUGCUGUCGAAGCGAAGAGGUGGCGGACGGUCCCUGCCCAGCAUGUUUGUGUUGGAACCUCUAAUAAGAAACCUUGGUUCAUCCCCACCAACAAGACUCUGCGGACAGCGACUGUAACUAGUGCCUGUGUGGACCACCCCAAUCAUCACGUAGCCUACCUGGAGCACGUUGUCGUCCGAGUGUCUAUCGCACACCCUCGACGGGGAGACCUUCAGAUAAACCUGACUUCUCCUUCAGGAACAAAGUCCCAGCUCUUGGUCAGGAGGCAGCAUGAUGAUUCGAGCGAAGGGUUUAAACACUGGGAAUUCAUGACUGUCCACUGCUGGGGAGAAAGGGCAGCUGGAGAAUGGAUACUGGAGAUCCAGGAUAAGCCAUACCAUGUCCGAAACCCAGACAUGCAAGGGAAGUUAAAAGAAUGGAGUCUCAUUUUAUAUGGAACAGCUGAACCCCCAUACUCCAAUUUCAGCACCCAUCACUCCAGGACAAGAAUGCUCGAAAUGCCAUCAUCUAACAUGGAACUCUCAAAAGUUGCUUUCUUCCAAAAUCAGAUGGAGGUGCUGGAAGAUGAGGAGGAGUACACAGGUCUGUGUCAUACAGAAUGUGGAGACAAAGGAUGUGACGGUCCCAAUGCUGAUCAGUGCCUGAACUGUUUCCACUACAGCCUUGGAAGCCUUAAAACGGGCAGGAAGUGUGUGAAUUCCUGUCCCGCUGGCUACUUCGGAGACAGUGUGCAGCGAAAGUGUCGGCGAUGCCACCGGGGCUGUGAGACAUGCCUGGGCAGGAGCCAGAACUCAUGCAUGACCUGCCGGCGUGGCUUCUACCACCACCAGGAAACUAACACCUGCGUGAUGCUCUGUCCAUCUGGGUUUUACUCUGAGGAGGGUCAAAGACGUUGUCACAAAUGCCAUCAGAACUGUAAGAAAUGCACUGGGGAGAUGGACAGAUGCACAGUCUGCAAAGACGGAUUCAGCCUUGUGGACAGCAGCUGCAUCAUGGGGUGCAGACCGGGCAUGUACUUGAUCAAGGAGCCAGUGCGAUGUGAGGGUUGCCACGCGAACUGCAGGACCUGCACAGGUCCAGACCAAGAGGAAUGUAUGCAGUGUGCCAGGAAUUUCCACUCGCACGAGUGGAGGUGUGUCUCAGCAUGUGGGGAGGGCUUUUAUCCUGCCGAGAUGCUUGGACUCUCACACCGAGUCUGCAGAAGGUGUGAAGAUAACUGUCUAAGUUGUGAUAGCUCUGGAAGAAAGUGUAUCAGCUGCAAAGAAGGCUUCAGUCUGCUGAGUGGCUCAUGCAUUGCAAGUGACCGAUGCCACAAUGCUGACGAGUUCUUCUGCGAUAUGGUGAAAUCCAACAAGCUGUGUGAACACAAGCCAUUUAUACAGUUUUGCUGUCGGACGUGUCUCUUGGCUGGCUAAGCUGAACAUUUAAUAUCUGCCAUCUGGAUGCCCCGUCGUGCCAGUUCCCUAGGACAAAGUUACCCUUUCUUCCCUUCCAGCUUCACCCAGUGUUGGCUUGAGGCUUCAGCUUGCAGUUCAGAUCAUUUUGCCAGCUUGGUUUCCGCAGUGUUACGUCUGGUGACCCUGAGCUUAGGAGCAUCCUUGCCUUGCUCAUUGCAUCUUUACAGAAAAAUAAAUAUGCACCUGGCAACAUGAUUCAUGCACAGAAAUUGACCCUUCCAGUUUGCAUCCAAGCACAAACUUUGUAACACCAUGAGCUUAAGUUUUCCCUGCACCUUCAAGAAGAAAAGGGGAUCCCACCCACCACCCAGCCCCACCUAAAAGAUUGUAGCAUUUCAGGAUAGCUCAUGAAUCCCUGGGAUUGGUAGCAGUAGUGUUGCGUUCUAUUCCAGCGCAAUAAAGGAACGUUGAACAACACUGUGACUGGAAAACCCACCUAUUCUUGCUUUUGAGUAGCAGAGGUGGCCUUAGCAAACUUGCAGACUGGCUGUGACCAAAGAGGAAAUUCUGCAAAUGGAAGGAGGAGGUGAACGUGACCUCUGAUUUAUCCCCCAAGCGUCCAUCUAGCUGUGGGCUGCUUGGUGCAACCGGGCCCUGCAUGGCUGAGGUGCCUGUUGACAACGUAGCCGGGCCAGCCACCCCAAGGACUGAAUUGGAAGCCUUCUCUGUGAAAGGGAUGCUAGCAAAUUAAUAUUUCGACUGCAAGUGCGGGCUAGAAUAAUUUGCUCCCUGCAACAAAAGACCACCCCACCCCUCCCAGGAUUUGCAUCUCCUAGCUUUGAUGGAUGGCAUGUUUCUGGCCGACUGCAGCUUGCUGAGAGAACCUUCCUGUCUGAUGGCAGCUCAGUGACUCCUAGUAAGCAAUCCCUUCCAAGAGACGUUCUGUUUAGCCAACCGGGAGGAAAAGAAAACAACCAAUUUUAUGAAACGGUGUUAUAACACAUUUGAAUGUGUUUGCUAUACAUUCAGACAUAUCUAUCUAGCUAUCUGUAUAC